AUGAUCAAGUAUGUCUGUAAAUAUUUCUAUGAUUUCUUCUACAAGUUGUUAAUGACCAAAAAUUCCGACUCAGCAUCGAACUACGUGGACCGCGUGCGCAUCCGUGACUCGUCCAACUCGUUCGGAGGGCCGGGCCGAGGAUCCGGGUGGCGUCAGAAGUCCCUGUCGAAUAUAGAUCUACCGACGAGCUACCGCGGUAUCGCCGGCGGCAUCGGCGGGGGCAUCACUGGCGGUGGCUUGGGUGCUGGUCAGUUUCGCUACCGCGACUAUGACUCAGGACUGUACGAUCUAUAUUCGCGCAUAGACAGCCGCCGGGAGGAGUACGAAGAUCUGUACGGCGUCAACCCGAAGGCGGCACGGGCAAACGGGGCCAGCAGUGGCAACAGUGGCCUCAGCUCAUCGGCUGGUGCAACAGCGGCGGCGGCGGCGGCAGCGGCUUCAUCAUCAUCGGCAGCAGCAGCAAUAGCCGCCGGAUCGCCGGCCGGUGGUGGUGGCAGCAAGUCGAAGAAGCGGCACCACCGCAGCCAGGAGGUGAUCGCGUACGAUAAGUCGUCCGAACACGGCGGCCACAGCCACCAUCAUCAUCAUCACCAUCAUCACGGUUCGCAGCAGCAACAGGCCGCCCAGCAGCAGCAGCAGUUCUACAACCCCGACACUGGGGAGGCUUGCAGUUUGCGCCGUACCCGCAGCCUCGCCGUCAUACGCGAGGAGUCGUACCACGAUCUACAUCUUCCCGGGCGCGGCGGUGCUAGGCGAUCGCAGCUAAUUCCGAGAGCGAAGCUGAUCGAUAGGAAUUUUUUCAAGGAACGUUUUAGCUACAUCUACGACGACAACGGAGACGUACCGGAGGCGCCGGACAGUGACGCGAACGGGUACACGCUAGCGCGUCGAUUCUCCACCUCCACGCAAACGGCAAACGGUGGCCCGGGACAGCAGCAACCCUUCCCGUGGCACACGGACAAGAGCGAUCUCGACUCGAUCGAUUCCUCCAUCUUCAAGCACUCGCUGCAUCAGCAGAACAGCUUCGACGGCAGCCGGCGCAACUCGAUCCGCAGCGAUUCGACCAAGUUUGUGUCGAAGGUAGAGGUGCACAGCCAGUACUCGGGCGUCUCGGGUGGCAGCAAGUCUGACACGGGCGUUGACGCCGACCUGAAGCUGCUGGACGAUCUAUCACUGCGCGAGGAGCCGGUGCGUGGCAAAUCCGGUGCAACGCUUGACACGGUGCGCAAGCGCUCGGGCAAGUUUGGGCCGCGCGACGAGGACGAAAGUGGCAUUACGAUCAUCGAAAUCAAGGACAGUCAGGUGUCACACAAGAGCUCGAGCGUCAUCUCGUACGAUUCAAUCUAUCUGUCGUCGGAGAGUGACGAGAAGGAGCUGCUGGACGAGCAGCAGCAGCAGCAGCCGGCAACACCGAGCGAAGACAGACGCCGACGCCGUGGCAAGGAGGCGGCCCUGAUUGAGGCACAGUUUGAGGAGUACGAGGAGCUGUUCCACGAGGUUGACGAUCUCGAAAGUACUGAGAGUACGAUCGACACCCUGUACGGGCAGGUAACGAAGCCGAAGCCUAAAAUUGUGGGUGUGGAGCCGAAGAAGCUCCAUCCGAACGAUUCUUUGCGUCGCUACACCAAGCACAACACCGGGCGUAGUACGAUCGAGAGGCUGUCGAUCAUCUCUAACUUGAAGCUGCGGCAGGAGUUUGGCGGUGGAAGCGAUCCACCUUCGCCGGGCGGUAGAAAGGACCGAGCGGCGGCUCUGCCACCGGUAGACAGUGACUACCAGUACAACUCGCUGCCCGAUGCGGACGUCUGCAAGAUACUGCGCAACUCCGAGCGGAUCGAUGCGAAGCUGAGACGAAUUGCCGACAGUGAACACGACGGGGACGCAGCUAGCCGCAAGCGCGAGUUUGACUCGUUGCCGCGCCUGAACAAAGCGAAUCUGAACCUGACGCGCCCACCGUCCGACGAGGACACAUCACUCGAGGAGUCGGACAAGGGUGCACCAUCGAUUGAGGUGGUUGAAACGCCGACCAAAGAGGUGCAGGGCAAGGUAUACUUGCAGGAGUUGGGCGUUGAGCUUGAUUACGAAAAUUCGGUCGUAGCGGGAAAUAGCGAUCAGGAGAGUGACAUCACGAUCGUUGCACCGCAGGAAAGUUUGGAGCUGACGACACCGGCAAUCGUUGUCACGCCGGCAGAUAAGAAGCCAGCAUCGUCUUCAUCCGUCAUCUACUCGACGUUUGCGAGCACCGUUGGCAAGCAGACGACCACGAAGAUCAACUUCGAGAGCAAGGAGCGCCAAAAGCCGGAACCAGACGCGCUGCGGGAAGUGCGCACCAAGUUAAAGCCGGUUCAGCAGACUCAGACGAUCCAGCCGAAGGUACCGCUGGCCCUAGCGCCCACCGUAAAGCUCGGCGGACGGAAGGUAAUCGUGGAUGAAGUAGCCGCCAAGGCAGUACAGCGUGAAAAGGAGCUAGGACGUGAGCAGGCGCCACCGACGGCACCCAAAAACGGUGUUCAAGAGCAGGUUGCCCCACCCGUUCCCAAGAAACCGCCAAAAGACCCAGAGUUGCCGCAGGAGGUAGCAACGUCAGUAGGGAUACCGAUCGCCAACGCAAAGACAUCGAACAACGAGCCCGAAACAGAUCUUCCACCGGCAGAAGAGAAGCAGGGCAGUCCAAAGGUUGACCAUUCAAGUCUCUUCAAAGACACAAACCCGUUCAAGGAGCAGGCUCGCCGCGAGAUCAAACACCGCGUUAACGAUCGGCCCCUUUUCAAGGGUGUGAGGCGCUUCAACAGCACCGAGAACAUCUUCACCUCGACGCCCAUCAUCGUGACGAAGACGUUCAACAACUGCAUCAAAACGAACGAGGUGAAGACGAAAUCGUUCGACUCGCUGAUCGUGGAAAGUAGCCAGCAGUGUCAGCAAGACAAGCACAAGCUUAAGAUGCCCCGCCCGCAAGUGAUACAGAUCGUCGACUCGAAGCAGCCGCCGGCCACCAACGGUGCCGACACGCUGCGCAAAACGUCCAAAAACGGGCAGCAAACGCAGCGCGAGUUCCUGCACAAGGUGGACUCGGUGCGCAGCUACUGGUCGAAGAUGCUGGACGAGGUGGAACAACUAACGACGGAUAGUGAUGCAAUCCGCACCGGGGAGGCACUGCAGAAUGCAAAAAACGAGCUGCUGACGAGCAGCGCAGCCGCGUCUGCGGUCGCUGCUCCGCCGGGUGCACCAACCAACCAGCUAGCGGCCUAUCAUCAGCAGUCGCUGUCAAAAAACGGUAACGCCGGGCGGAAGUCCAGCAUCGGCUCGGCGACAUCGGAAGCAUCGGACGGCUCGAACCGGUCCACCAACACCGGCUCCACCAGGACGGUCUCGAGCGGGGGCGGGCAGCACGUGCGCCCGUCCGCCGCCACGACCGGUGGUGGCCGCAACAAGUACUCCACCUACCAGCUCGAGGACGAAGAGCAGCACGAGGACGGGUCUGAUCUACGCUACCAGAGCUUCAGCCCGACGGUCGAGAUCAUCGAACUGGACGGGCACAAGCAGGCGGCACUGGUGAAGCCGAAGAACGCCCGCGAGCUCGACUUUGACCACGUGCGGUACAAGGUGAUGAAGUCGGAGAUGUUUCAAAAAAACUUGCUGGUAAACCAUCGGAAAGCGGCUCAGUUCGAUGGUUUAAUGCAGUACCUACAGGAUUACAGCUUCCAGGAGCUGCUCGCUCACAACAACGUUGUAAUCAUCGAGCCGGUCCGGACGAAGAUCGAGAAGAUCUCCGAAAAGCCGCCGCACGCGCCGGCGGCCGUCUGCCGGAUCACGAACGGGGCGCUGGGCGUACCGGGCGCUGGUGGGGGGAGCGGCCGUCGCCCGAACGUGCCGACAAACGGGGCGGCGGCGUCCGGCAUCAAGAAACACUUCUUCUACCAUCCGAUCCGGGUGAACAAGGAGCUGCUGGACGAGGAGCUGCCGAGCCCGGACACGGUGCGCAAUGUGCGCAAACUGUUCGAGGGCACGUUGCGGCUUGGCACCGCCGCCAAGCAGGCGUACGAGGAGGCGAAGGCGAACGGCACGGCAGGCAUCCGCAAAUGGGACUCGGCCAGCCUGUCGAGCGGUGUAUCGUCCAGCGGUGACCUUAGCUCCCCGUGUGACUGCGGCGAACCGGGUGAGGAUGCGGCGGCGGCGACCAGCAUCGAGUCGCAGCUGGCCGGCGAGCUGGAAUCGCACUACGUCAGCCAGGACGUGCUGGAGAAGAUACGGGAGUGCGGCUCGACCGUCACCUACUACGGUGGCCGCGUGCUGGACAAGCGCACCGAAGCGAUCAGCACGAUGACGCGGGCGAUAAUGCGCGAGAUACGGGGGCAGGAUCGGCAGUGUGGUGUCUGUCAGCCGCACGGCUGCCAUCGUCACUCCAUCGCCGAUGAUGAGCGAGUGGCGGAGGUGGACGAAGAAGAGGAAGAGGAGGAAGAUGAGCAGGACGAGCAUGACCAUGCGCACGGCUGCUCCGGCAGCCUACGGAGGCCGCUGUCUGGCGAGCGGGAAGGUGGAUUAGGUGUUAAGUUCAAGCUGGUCAAAUCGAACAGCUGCAGCAGCCGGCUGGAGCUGGCCGGCACCGGCAAGACGCCGCCAGAUCUGCUGCGCCCGAACGGGCGCAUGCGCGGCCGCCACAUCCUCCCGGAGGAAAGCUCCACCCGCGGCACGGUCGAGGCAACGAUCGAGGAGCCGGAAGAGAGCGUACGCGACAUGGUCAGCCGGUUGGAGAGUGGCAACGGCGCCACGCUCAUCACCGGACGCACCACCGCCAACAAACCGCGCAUCAUCGAGUCGCGGUGCAUCGAAAAGUACGAACCGGCCGAGCCGGCCAUCACAAUCAACAGCCAGACGACGGUUGACGGGACGGCGACGAUUGCGGCCGUCGGUGCAGUGGUCAGUGAGCGAAAGUCACCGGUACCGGCGCCACCAGCGGAACCCGGCGUCACCGUUAACAAUCACAUCAACGUGGUGCAGCCAGUCGCAUCGAUUCCGCAACCGCCACCGAUACCGGGUCCGCUCGUGAUACCGCCACUCCUGCGAGGAGGUCCAGCAAAAACAUUACCCUCCAUUGAAGUAGCAGCAGCAGCAGCAGCAGCAGCAGUACCACCACCACCCACAGCACCUGCGGUAAUGUCUGGCGCUACCUCGAUGGAGCGUCCACCGAAGGUUUGCCGGAACAGGAAUGUGGAUCUUGCGUUUGCUGCCACCAUGCGGCAGCUGGUUGGGUUGAAUGGAAACGGUACGGUGCUGCGGCCACCUUCCGCCGUCAAGAAGUCCUCCUCGCAGGUAUCGGUGCACGGUGCAGAGUCCAAUGAUCAGUCCCCGCAGGACAGUGCACCGUCCAGUGCGGCUUCCGUUACGAAGACGGUUACAUUUAACUUCACCAAUGGAGCGUCGGUGGGGGUUACUGAGCAGACGACGAACGGACAUGAGGAGUCGCAGCAGCAUCAUCACACGACGAAUGGAACGCAGCAGCAGCAGACGGUGGUAGACCAAAGUGAGAACCUGCGACCGAGCGCCAUUGCCGAGCAGCGCAAGCUGGACGAGCUGACAUCGCCGAAGCUGGUGAACUGGAGCAGCAUCGGGCGGUUCGACGAGCGCCAGUACUUCGCCAACGACCGGAAGCUGAUCGAGAAGCGCAAGUACGACGACAUGGAGUUCGAGGAGUUCGAGGUGCUCGAUCCGAACGCACCGCCGGAGCACUACGACAGUCUCAACAGCAAGUGAGCGAAUGAUUUCAUCAAAAAAGGGAGCGCGUGUACCGCGAGAGUAAAAACGGAACACACCGAAGAUGUACGAGAAAUCCACGCCAGAUGCACACACUUGAUUUUUGGCCAUGUAGUCACUACGCUUAGUCCCUUUAACACACUUCCAAAAUCUUCUCUAUAUGUGUAUCUACCGAGGGGGAGACGACGAACCCAAGAAAACCCUCGCUACCGUCUUUGUGACUUGCUGUUUGUUUUAUGGCCAAAAACACGCACACUUUUAACUGUAUUUAUUAUGGGGAUUCUUCCUCCCCCUGCUGUGUCUGCGUGAUAGCCUUUAACGCGUUUUAAUCGUCAUACCGCAUAAAAGGGGCAUCAUCGUAUCGUUUCGUACGCUCUAUUUUAAUCUGCCUUACAAUCCUUACAUGUACAUACUAUAUUUUACAAACUCUCGUCCGUCUGUUACAUAUUAUAGGUGUGUCUGUGCAAAAUCUGGUUUCACAUCAUUCCAAGAACAUGUGGCAUGUGUUGUGCUGUAAUUUAUUUGCAAUAUGCAAUAUAGCACCGAGCCGCCCGGCUAGAGCUCUGUGUGCGAAGGCACCAUUUUUACAACCCCAUUAAACGAAGAAGCCGAGAAACGACGAUUGAUUGUGUAUUUGAAGCAAAAGAAAGCCACAGACUGCAGGCUAGACGUAUAUUCCGAAUAGAAAACCCCCUCCCUACCGCCCUUUCUUAAAGUGUAGAUUUGUAGCGAAAACUACUUAGUUGCAUGUUAUUAAACGAAAGUAAUCUGGAAAAAUAAAAAAACGUUUAUGGUUCAACCAA
This is a messenger RNA of Anopheles merus, 6554 nucleotides long. Its product is annotated as protein javelin. The transcript is spliced from 5 exons. Bases 1 to 5751 code for a protein of 1916 amino acids. The record is from RefSeq and is a predicted model, not a curated record. NCBI's taxonomy places the organism in Eukaryota, Metazoa, Arthropoda, Insecta, Diptera, Culicidae.